This is a messenger RNA of Talaromyces marneffei, 753 nucleotides long. RefSeq lists its product as uncharacterized. The record is from RefSeq and is a predicted model, not a curated record. Gene Ontology annotation, biological process: regulation of DNA-templated transcription. Gene Ontology annotation, molecular function: DNA binding; DNA-binding transcription factor activity. Bases 1 to 753 code for a protein of 250 amino acids. The transcript is spliced from 2 exons. NCBI's taxonomy places the organism in Eukaryota, Fungi, Ascomycota, Eurotiomycetes, Eurotiales, Trichocomaceae.
AUGUCAGACCUCGACUUCGCUGAUAACGUGGAGGGAAACGAAUCGUCGGGGAAUGGGAUAGUGUCAGGUUUGGGCAUUGUCGGUGCUGUGCAGGAUCGGAAUGAAACAGCAAGCAACGAAAGCUACUUAACAUUCCGGCCUCUUCCCUCGCCCCAAAGCCAAUCUUUCGAGGAUCCGGUGGAUAAUUUAGUGUCUUCCAAUAUUAAGAUUCAGGCAUAUCUACAAGGCCGGUUCACACAUAACGAUGAAGCUGGUUUACCUAGCACUCAUCACGAACAUGCGGUCGAUGUUACAAACGGCACGGACGAUAAGGACACAAUCGGACUUAUUUUCUAUCGUCGCAAUAAGUUCAAGGUUGUGGGAACAGUAUCUGUGCCGACUUCAAUUACCGACAUCAGACACGGGAGUCCUAGCGCCUCACGAGUAACCGGUCUUUAUGCUGAGUUAGAUGCCAUAGAGAGCCUCGAGGGUGUCCCUGUGGGUCUUAUAUACACAAGCCCAAAGCCAAACACGACGCAACUGGAGCGGUCAAGCGAUCAAAAUGAUUCGGACCGGGUGUCAACAACACGAACAACCCAAGGGCCUCCUCGAGUUUGCCUUUGGCUAGAUAAAAGCGACUACAAUGGCGAAUUUAUCUCGGAUUACAUGGAGAACAACUCAGGACUUUCUAUCCCUAUAUUUUGGGACAAAUUACAAUUCCGUCAUGCGACAGCAAAGAAGCGUGCUAGUGGCAAUAUUUCUACCUUCGGGUGA